Dreissena polymorpha is the source of this 2048-nucleotide messenger RNA. RefSeq names its product heat shock 70 kDa protein 12A-like. The transcript has 7 exons. NCBI's taxonomy places the organism in Eukaryota, Metazoa, Mollusca, Bivalvia, Myida, Dreissenidae. The record is from RefSeq and is a predicted model, not a curated record. Bases 214 to 1908 code for a protein of 564 amino acids. Gene Ontology annotation, molecular function: ATP binding; ATP-dependent protein folding chaperone.
UUUUCGAAACUCAAAUAAACUUAAUAUCAAAAUGUUUUCCCUUCCAGUUCGACGUAAUGGAAGGGAGUCAUGUGUAUUGUAUGUAUAUAUAUAUAUACAUAUUUAUCUUCAGAGUUCACCUAAAUUCUCUAAGGCUGACGUGUGAUUGACAUUCCAAGCAACAUACACUACAUUCGCAAGUUUUGCGCAAAAGUAAAACAGUCAUACCUGAAAAUGGUUUUGGUCGUGGCGAGUAUAGACUUUGGCACCACAUUCUCAGGUUGGGCGUAUUCCUUCACGCAUGAAAAUGAAAUGGAUCCAACUGAUGUUAAAGCAAAGAACUGGAACGCAGAUCAGUUCAUUUCUGCUAAAGCACCAACAUGCGUGCUCAUCGAGUCAGGUGGCAGAAAAGUCGAGGCCUUUGGCUAUGAGGCAGAAAACAGAUAUGCAGAACUUGCUUCAGAUGAUGAACACAAAGAUUGGUAUUUCUUCAAGAAGUUUAAAAUGACCUUGUUCAUAAACCAGGGAACAAUCGGACGAUCAACAAUGUUGGAAGACGAGACUGGAAAACAACUGACGGCACUAACUGUAUUUUCGUUAACAAUAAAACACCUUCAAGACGAUCUUUUCGAAGCCCUUAAUCUUAAAAUGGCGGGUGGUAUCAGCCGAAAGGACAUUCACUGGGUGCUGACUGUGCCAGCUAUUUGGAAUGACAGUGCGAAACAGUUCAUGAGAAUGGCCGCAAGAGAGGCCGGGACAGAGAUGGGACAUCUGAACCUUGCGUUAGAGCCCGAGGCAGCUUCAAUCUACUGCUGUCAUUCUAAGAUUACGAAAACCCAAGACUCCGAAGUCGCCAGUAUCGUAAAUGUGUCAACGUUCAAUGCCGGCACACGAUAUUUGGUUUGCGAUGCUGGAGGUGGAACGGUGGAUGUUACGGUACACGAGGUGACGUCAGAUAUGAAACUGAAAGAGAUCGAGAAAGCCAGUGGCGGGGCGUGGGGUUGUACAAAGGUUGACGAGGCGUUUGAAAAGUUUGUUGAUGGAAUUUCAGGUUGCAGUGUUAUGAAAAAACUUAAAGAUUCUAACAUGGAGGACUAUCUUGAUAUUAUGAGGACGUUUGAGAUAAAGAAAAGAGAAUGCAAGAACUCGUCGACAGGAAAAGUAAUAAUAAGGAUUCCAUCUAGUGUAUGCGACAUUGUCGUCGAAUUGACACAAAAAACAUUGCAAGAAAACAUUAAAGGUUCUUCAUAUAAAGGAAAAGUAAUAUUGGAUCGUGAUAAGCUCAAGUGUGAGGCGAGUGUCAUUGCAGAGCUUUUCACUGAGCCCGUUAACUGUAUCGUUGGUCAUUUAUAUUCGCUGUUGUCUAAGUACAAGAAUAAACCUAUCAACCACAUCGUCAUGGUCGGUGGCUUCUCUGAAUCACCGUUGCUGCAGGAGGCAAUAAGAAGCAUGUUUCCAGGAAAGCACGUGACCAUACCACAGGACGCCGGACUGGCCGUUAUGAAAGGUGCUGUUAUGUUCGGUCACAACAAACGUCAGAUUGUGUCCAGGAUCGCACGAUUUACUUAUGGAAUAAGCGUUUUCAAAAAGACACGACAAGAACGGAUAGAUUCUUGUUUUGCAAAGUUUGUUGAAAUAGGACAAUCUGUACCGACAGACGGGUCCACUGGAAAACGCCAUUUCUGUCAUAAGCCCGGCGAAACGACCGCUAUAGUUCCUGUGUUUGCUACGAAGGAGAAACAUCCUGUGUUUGUACACGAUCCUGGGAGCUUUGAAAUUGGAUACUUUCGUAUAAAUUGUAAAGACAAGUACGGGGACAUCUCGGACGUGAAUCUUGAAAUGUACUUCGGUGGAACUGAAAUCAUAGUCAAAGCCAAGCUAGAUACUACAGGGGAGGAAAUAACGGCAACGUUUGAUAUACCUGAUUAACUGAAAAAACUAUGCAUAUUUUAGAAUUGAAUGAACGCCUGCAUGUAAUAAUAUCGAUAAGUUUAUAUAAAAAUGCAUCAUAUCAAUUAUCUUUUUUUAUAGUUUCUGAAAUCGUGCCAAUAUAAUAGAAAACAAGUUUA